AUGUGCGGAGGAACAGGUGUCGAAGUUCUUACAUAAAUUAUCGGUUGGGCAUAUUUCAGUGCUUGGUCAAUAUCAUUUUAUGGAUAAGUAUAUGAAAAUUACAAAUAACAAAGAGCCGAAGGAUGUAAAAUAGACUACUUAAUAUUUAACUUUAGUGGCUUCUUCUUUUAUACGAUUUACAAUGUAAUUGGUUACUGGGGUGAUUCAGAAGCUAAUGGCACAGGUGAUGUUGAAAUUUAAGAUGUAGUCUUUGCAAUCCAUGCAUUAACUUUAACUUGUGUUGCCUUAGGAUAAUGGUUCUACUAUCCAAGAGGUAAAAACUAGAUCACUCCUUUCUGCUAUGCUGCUACUUGUGCUAUGUGGAUUUUUGCUCUUUCCUAUGCCUCACUUGAUAAGACUGUCUUUAAUAAGGACGGAAGUUGGCCAGCUAAGUUGAGCUUGGCAAGUUGGUUAGGAUACAUGAAACUUGCAAUUACUAUUUUUAAGUAUACAAUUCAAGUCAUUUGGAAUAUUAAAAGAUAAAGUACAGAAGGAUGGAAUAUAUUUAACAUAUUAUGUGAUAUAACCGGAGGCACUUUGUCUGUAUUAUAAAGUGUUAUUUAAGCUAUUGCAUGUGGAGAUAAUCCUUUUGGUGGAGCUUUAAAUGCUGUUAAAUAUUUAUUAGGUCUUAUUUCUAUUUUCUUCGAUGUUAUCUUCAUUAUUCAACACUAUGUCAUUUACAGAGGCAAAAAACCUAAAACUGUAUAGCAAGAAGACGAUCUCAACAUGUAACAGACACCUUUCAAAGCAACUUACGAAGAGUCACUUAACUGA
Molecule: messenger RNA, 813 nt
Organism: Tetrahymena thermophila SB210
Lineage: Eukaryota; Ciliophora; Oligohymenophorea; Hymenostomatida; Tetrahymenidae
Product: PQ loop protein
Exons: 6
Biological process (GO): L-cystine transport
Cellular component (GO): vacuolar membrane
Molecular function (GO): L-cystine transmembrane transporter activity
Source: RefSeq, a predicted model, not a curated record